UUACCAUUCUGGUAACAGUUUUCGUUUCAACUCAUUACAAGAUGCACCGACUUGCUUUCCAGGAGAAAACCAUACCGUACAACGGUUUGGUUGAACAAAACCUAGUAAUUGUUCCUCCUGUUCGUCCCAAGUAUACGCCACGCGACUGGGACCUGAACAAUCGCACUAAAAAUAUAUUCUCGGUCAAUCAGCAAACACUGGCCGAGCGAGUAAUCUGUGAAAGCGAACGAGUGAUCGAUGAAACCAAAUUCACCACUGAGCUCAACAAAAAUGAAUCCGACUUCCGAUUGAAGGAGCGCAUUUCGGAUAUCAAGUUCCGCCUGGAAGAACUAACAAAACAGAAGAAGGAUGCUCAUGUCGAGGAAGAAGCACUGAAAGUGUACAAGCAAAGGACUUUGGAUGCGAUCGACACGUUGAAGGAAAUCGCUCUACCUCUCUGUCAGAAAUGCAUUAUAAUGCGGGAAAUGAGACAAGGCGUUGACCUAGUUUGCGAUGAUGUAGACAAAGAAUUGAAACGAGAACUGGGAGUCAUUAAUGGUUCCGUCGAACUGCUGCAUAAGUUGAUGGACGAAGGCGUUGAACAGUUGAGAAAACUGAGGGCAACGAUCUAUCUGCUGGAUCGUGAUUUAUCCAACAAGGAAAAAUCGAUACAAAUCGACGAAAAAAAUAUUGAAUUGCGAAGCAAUCAGAUGGGAAUGAAGGUUUAUGAUGGAACGGUUCCGUUGGAUCCUUACAACAACACCGAUCCCGAGUGGAUCAAGGUUACUAACGCUAACAUUGAGAACACGGCCAAAGAAAUCAACUCGGCACAAACGUUGCGUUCCUACAUAGACCAGGUUCUGAAGCAGGCAGCCGAAGAUAUUCGCCAACAGGUGGAGCGUACAAAUGCUGCCUUCUCGAAACGAAUUUCCGAGAUGCGUUACACCAAGAUUAAACUGGAGAAUGUCCACAAGGAAACGAUGCACCAGGUGAAUGAACUGACGCGGAACGUUACCAAACUGGAAACGGAAAUAGCCGAAAAGGAAGGUUACGUUGCACUGGCACAGAUGCGGAUGGCUAAUCGAGCGCACAGACCCAGCCUCGAACUUUGCAAGGAUAAUGUGUACGAUAGUCUGAAAAGGGAAAUGGCUGCUCUGCGUGCAAAUAUUUCCAAACUGGACCAGAUGGUGGUACAGUCUAGGGCCACCUUGCGUUAUCUGCUGAAUACCCAGGUGAUGCAGGAAGAGGAAAUCAAUCUGAAAACUAGUUCACUUAAGAUUGACGAGGCCGACUGUAUGACGCUUAGGGAAAGCUUGAAUUUUCAAAACUUCUAGAAACACUCCACGGUUGCGUAGCAAAACGAGCACUUCUUAGUUGGAAAUGGAUUUCUUUUGUGUCUGCAAACGAAAUAAUAUCUCAGUCAAUUUUCUGUUC
Malaya genurostris is the source of this 1413-nucleotide messenger RNA. RefSeq names its product tektin-1. The record is from RefSeq and is a predicted model, not a curated record. Lineage: Eukaryota; Metazoa; Arthropoda; Insecta; Diptera; Culicidae. The transcript has 3 exons. Gene Ontology annotation, cellular component: microtubule cytoskeleton; nucleus. Gene Ontology annotation, biological process: cilium assembly; cilium movement involved in cell motility. The coding region runs from base 42 to 1313 and encodes 423 amino acids.